Messenger RNA from Malassezia japonica, 678 nucleotides. RefSeq lists its product as uncharacterized. The coding region runs from base 1 to 678 and encodes 225 amino acids. Gene Ontology annotation, cellular component: membrane; signal peptidase complex. The transcript has 3 exons. Lineage: Eukaryota; Fungi; Basidiomycota; Malasseziomycetes; Malasseziales; Malasseziaceae. The record is from RefSeq and is a predicted model, not a curated record.
AUGCCGGCGCCCAGCGGGAAAGCGACGUGCAACACGGCGAGUGUAAAAGAUACCAAGUACUUUUGUGAUGACACGAUCGAGCGGCUCUUGAUACAGCCGCCUGCCGAGGUUGAUCCGUCCGGCAAGGGCAAGCAGCGCGACGUGGUGGCCUUUGCGCCCUUUCAAGCGUCCCACUUUUGGGACGACGCGCUGAUGGUGCUGAGCCUGGUUGGAUCGCUGACGAUGCUUGGCUCGACGGUCUACGUAUACCUAAAGAAGAUUGAGUGGGACGUCGCGCGGCCGUACUUUAUCCUCUCGGUGUCCAUCUUUACGGUGCUGUUUGCUGUGCAGACCGUUGCCAAGUGGAUCCUUGGACCUGUGGUGUUUGUCGGGACGCGGAAAAUGCUCUCGAACCGCGUCGAGGUCGAGCACAUCACGAUCCAGUCGCCCGCCGUGGGCCGUGCGACGGUCGCCGACAAGAAGGGGCCCGACGGCCGGCCGAUGCUCAUUCCCCCGCAGUACGCGCUCGACGUAAAGUACGAGCGCACGAGCAACGCGGGGAAGAAUGUGCUCGUGAAGAAGAACGACCGUGUGGUGCUCGGCCACUUUGGCGAGUGGUUCACCGAGGACGGCGAGUUUGUCGAGUCCGUCUUCCAGCAGCGCCUCUACUCGAGCCUCCAGCGGAUUUUCGGCGAGUAG